AUGCAAGCCAGUAGUGUUAUCGACACGAAACUGGGCUUUACUCUCUCCAUUAUACCCACCCUCUUAAUUUUCUCCCUUUACUUUUAUUCAUUUUCUUUUCCCUUUACGUCACUUCUUUAUUCUCUCUGCUGGUUUACUAUUUCUUCCUUUGUUCAUUUUUUUCUCACUCAAUUCUUCCGUUUCCUCCUCCUCCUCUUUCUCUUUUUUCCUGUUCUCCUUUUCUCCUCUUUCUAUCUCUCUCUCUUUCUCUUUCUCUUAACUCUAGUUACUCCCUCAGCCUCUUCACCUUCUUUUAUUCCUCCUACUUCCUCUGUUUUUUUAAUCCUCCACUUUCCUUUUCUUCUUUGCCUUCUUUUCAUUUUUCUUUUUCUUUCCGUUUUAUUCUCUUUCCAGACCUUCCUUUCAUUCUUUUUUCCAUAUCUUUACAUUCUCUUUUUUCUCACCUUCUUUCUCAUUUAUUUUUCUUCUCUUUUACAUUUUCAGUUCCCACUUAUUUCUUUUUUAACAUUUCAUUUUCUUUGUUUUAACUUAUCUCUCUCUCUCUCUCUCUCUCUCUCUCUCUCUCUCAUCCUAUUCUUAAAUUUCCGUUUCAAUCAACUUUUUCUCUUUUUACCUCUUAUUUUCUUCUCUCCGGUAUUUUGCUUCCUUUUCUUUUCACCCUAUAUCCCCUCUCUCCAUCUUUCCUUCUCAUUCAAAUUCAUACCCCUCCUCUUCCUUAUUUCUCCUCAUUCACUUUUUGGUUGUAUUUCUCUGAGGAGAGUCGCAACACAAUCUUCAAAUGUAACUGAUUUUGAUAUCUAUCUAUCUAUCUAUCUAUCUAUCUAUCUAUCUAUCUAUCUAUCUAUCUAUCUAUCAUAG
Acanthosepion pharaonis is the source of this 858-nucleotide messenger RNA. NCBI's taxonomy places the organism in Eukaryota, Metazoa, Mollusca, Cephalopoda, Sepiida, Sepiidae. The record is from the annotation of a GenBank genome assembly.